This is a messenger RNA of Globicephala melas (long-finned pilot whale), 1708 nucleotides long. RefSeq names its product shugoshin 1 (gene SGO1). NCBI's taxonomy places the organism in Eukaryota, Metazoa, Chordata, Mammalia, Artiodactyla, Delphinidae. Gene Ontology annotation, biological process: meiotic chromosome segregation. Gene Ontology annotation, cellular component: nucleus; chromosome, centromeric region. The record is from RefSeq and is a predicted model, not a curated record.
GAGAGGGUCCCUGAGGCUAAGGGGGCUCGGAGCUCGGGACGCGCACGGCCACACAGCCUCGCGGAGCCUUGGAAUGUGAGGAGGAGGGCGACAGCUGUGGCAGAAGCCGUGGCCAAGUCCUAGGCAGAAGAUGGCCAAGGAAAGAUGCCUCAAAAAGUCCUUUCAAGAUAGUCUUGAAGACAUAAAAAAACGAAUGAAAGAGAAAAGGAAUAAAAACUUGGCAGAGAUUGGCAAACGAAAGUCUUUGAUAGCUGCACCAUGCCAAAUAAUCACCAACACUUCCACACUGCUAAAAAACUACCAAGACAACAACAGAAUGUUAGUCUUAGCUUUGGAAAAUGAAAAGUCCAAAGUGAGAGAAGCCCAGGAUAUCAUCUUACAGCUGAGGAAAGAAUGUUACUACCUCAUGUGUCAGCUGUACACACUGAAAGAAAAACUUACUUCAAAACAGACAGAAGAACCUGCUCAGGACCGGGAAGUAUGUCCCUCUGGAAUGGACUCCAGUAGCGACAGCAACUCCAGGAAUUUACUCGUGGAGGAUUUACCGCAAGUUCCUCUUCAGGACGCUGACUUUCCAGGACAAGAAGAAUUGUUCCAAAUAGAAGAGCCAGUACCUAAUAUUUCUCAAGACAGACUGGGAUUCGAUUUGGAUUCAGGUGAAGAUAAGUCAACUGAUAAUGUCUUACCUAGAACAGUAUCUCUCCGUCGCAGUUUAAAGAAACAUGUCAACAAUCCAUGUCAGUUCAAUGCCUUGGAUGAUUUUGGAAUCAGUCAUUUGUCAGAGCAGUUUUUGGAACUGGAAAGAAUUAGAUUUGUAGGCCCACCAGUAAACACGCACGUACCUGAAAAUGUAGAACAAAAUUUUUGUCAAUGGAACAAGGAUCAAAUUUACUUAUCACCAAGGCUAAUUCACCCAGGAGGAUCUACUAAGACAAAAGAAGACAUUUUAGAGUAUAAAUUAGACCAAACUAAAAGUAAGCACAGAGCUGCCCAAGGAAGAAAAAGAGAAGAGAAAAGAAAAGCUAACAAAAGGAAAAAAACAAAAUCUGUCUCAAAAUAUAAAGGGAGCAAAAAAAAAACUGUUUCCCAAAAAAAGUUGGAUAAAUCUGUUACCUCUAGGGAUGCUUACAAUUUUAAUUUGCAAGAGGGUGUUCAUCGCACUCCUUUCCGACAAAAAAUGAGCGAUGAUUCUAAAAGAGAAGAAAACAACAAUGAAUCUGAAGUGAGCAUCUGUGAAACAAGUGGUUCAGGAGAUGAUUCUGAUGACCUCUAUCUGCCCACGUGCAAGUACAGUCAAGAUCUCACCAGUGAAUCGGAUAGGAGUCCAGUCACCAGGCCUCGAUCUAAAAGAGCACUGAAACAUAGGGGUGAAAAGGAGACAGAGGGUUCUGAGCCAACAAAAACUCCUCCUAGUGCACUACCUGAAACUCACCAGUCACCUCAUUUUCACCUGAAGGAUAUCACAAAUGUCCCCUUGUAUCCUGUAGUGAAAACCAGAAAACUUUCUCUUUCUCCAAAAAAGAAUGUAGAAAGCCCACCAGUGUCUUUGCAUAAACGUAGGUGCACAGCCAGUGUGAACUAUAAGGAACCCACGCUCGCUUCGAAACUGAGAAGAGGGGACCCUUUUACAGAUUUGUGUUUCUUGAAUUCGCCUAUUUUUAAGCAGAAAAAGGAUUCCAGACGCAGUUCUAAAAAAAAAAAAGCAUGA